UAUAUUGUGGGAUUUGUGGUCUUAACUCUGUUAAAUUCAUCGGCAGUGUGUUGUACAAAAAUACAAAUCCCAGAAUACAGUGCAGUUCUACUGUUAAGAUCACAAAUUUUGCCUUUAGGCUGGAAAGUUUUGGUGGAACUGACUUGUCGACGAAAGGACAGGAAAGAGGUGAUGACAUGUUGAACAAAAAGGCUGGCCCUGUUCAAAUCGUUCUGGUUCACAAAGAUGAACACUCAUUUGAACUGGAUGAAAAAGCACUGCAAAGCGUUUUGCUAGAAGAAAACAUACGCGACCUUGAUGUGGUGGUGGUAUCUGUGGCAGGUGCCUUCAGAAAGGGCAAGUCAUUCCUCUUGGAUUUCAUGAUUCGUUACAUGUACAGCAAGAGCAACAUCACUCAGGACUGGCUUGGGAAGGAUGAUGAACCCCUGACAGGAUUCUCGUGGAGAGGAGGUUCAGAUCCUGAAACCACUGGUAUUCAGAUCUGGAGUGAAGUUUUCAUUGUUGAAAAGUCAAAUGGAAAAAAGGUGGCAGUACUCUUGAUGGACACCCAAGGAGCAUUUGACAGUCAGUCUACUGUAAAGGACUGUGCAACAAUAUUUGCCCUUAGUACAAUGACCAGCUCAAUUCAGAUAUACAAUUUAUCUCAGAAUAUCCAGGAAGAUGAUCUACAACAGUUACAGCUCUUCACAGAAUAUGGACGGUUGGCUAUGGAUGAAAUUUCCUCCAAACCAUUUCAGUCUCUGACAUUUUUGUUCAAGGACUUUUCAUCCAAAGGCCUGGAGGGUGGACGCCCUUUCAUUCACAAAAGGAUCCAAGUGAAGGAACAUCAGCAUGAAGAGAUCCAAAAUGUCCGCAAGCACAUUCAUUCAUGCUUCACUGAUGUCAAGUGUUUCCUUUUGCCCCAUCCCGGGAUGAAAGUGUCAACUAGUCCCCACUUUAAUGGAAAACUAACAGAUAUCGAAGAUGAGUUCAAAUUGCAUCUGAAGGAUUUUAUUCCAAUGGUGCUUGAUUCAGGCAAUAUUAUGGAGAAAGAAAUCAACGGAUCCAAAGUUACUUGUCGUGGGCUGCUGGAAUAUUUCAAGACCUAUCUUAGACUUGAGCAAGCUGAACCAAGGCCUCAUGUAGAGCUGCUGUUACAGGCCACAGCAGAAGCUAACAAUUUGUCUGCAGUAGCGGCAGCCAAAGAUAUCUACUAUGAUGGUAUGGAGCAGGCCUGUGGUGGGGACAAGCCCUAUGUUUCCCCAGCUAUUUUGGAUGAAAAGCAUGUACAACUUCAUGACAAAGCAAUUGAACACUUUAAAAAGAUUAAGAAGAUGGGAGGCAAAGAGUUCAGCCAGCGCUACCAGGAUGAACUAGAGAUUGAGAUUGUUGAAAUGCAUGCAAAUUUCUCCAAACACAAUGAAAGCAAGAACAUCUUCAGCACCUUCCGCACACCUGCAACACUGUUUGCAGUAAUAGUAGCAAUGUAUAUGAUUUCUGGUUUAACAGGAUUUAUUGGCCUUGAUAUUGUUGCACAGCUGUGUAACUGUAUCAUUGGAUUGCUGCUGAUUGCCCUUCUUACCUGGGGUUAUGUCAGAUAUUCUGGUCACUAUCGAGAACUUGGAGGAGCCAUUGAUUCUGGAGCUGAUUUCAUUCUGGACAGGGCCUCUGCCCAUAUGAACAUUCCUGUGGGUGGAUCGAUGAAAAACAAAACUCAGACAGCAACACAGAACACGACAAUGCAAAAGAAGAUUACAUAAUAAUUUAUUUUUUUUGCCAAGGGUGGUGGCUUGGUGUACAGUAUUCAUGUGGUACUGGAUUAGGGAAGUUGUUAGCGACUUUAAACCUGAAGUUGUGUACAGACACAAGAAGGCAUUAUUUUGGCACUUAGUAAAUAUUUCUACACCAGUAUCCGUUUUGUACUGUAUCACAACAGACUGUGUUUUCCAUUUUUUGCUAAACCAAUGGCAAGAGCUUUAAAACUCUUUAUUAUACCAUAAUGUGCCUUUGUAUAUAGACCUUAAAACUCAUUUUAAUAGUGGUCAGUAAGCUGUGCGUAAAGUGUGUCACUGUCUCUGUUUUCCUGAAAUAGCUAGGAUUUUUUUGACUUCAUACACUGAACAGUAUACAUACAGACUAGUGAGAUUGUAAAUUUGCAGUAACCUAUCCCGUCCAAUGAAAUGACUGAAACUGACUCAGGAUAUAAAAAUAAAAUAUUUUAUUAUGUUCUCUCUUGGCACCAGUCUAAGUCCUGCUCUUUGACCUAAAAAUUAAUUUUUGGCUUCAGGAAUGAUUUCUGUUUUGAGAUGCCCAGCUGAGAAGGAGAAUAAUGGCCUUGCUGCUUAAUAAAAUGUUUUUGAAUUAGAUGUUGGUCAGUUGAAGUAAAAAUGUUUAGCCAUGUGUAUUAAAGAACAUGUUAAAAGCUAUUUAUACACAAAAUUAAUUGUAAACAAACUACAAAAAGGUGCUAUAUGCACAGGGUCACUCUUUUUAUCUUACUUUGCACUGCUUCAUAGUUUUAUUAUUCCUGGCAAUGCUGCUACCAUAUCUAGUGCCAAGAACAGUGUUCUGUUCCUCUCUUGUUUCAUGUUAGGUAGAAGAGCUGUCCAUGCAGCCUUGCGUUGUGGCCUUUGUAACCCAUAUUAAUGACCAAAGAAAUUCUAAACCUCGUCAUUGCACAGUAGUUAUUCAUUCUCCCACAUUUACCAAACCUAUUAUUAGCAUGCAUUGAUAAAAGUGGGUUUGCUGAUAUUGGUAGUGAAACGCUUCGCUUUGUUGUACUACCAAGUUCCAUUUUUGCAGUAGUUUUAGUGAUAUAGGAUUUUUAUCAGAUUAUUGAAAAAGUAUAUUUUACCUAGUUUUAACAAGUAAAAUGUAAAUUAUGCCUUUCUGAAAAUGAUUCAAGUAUAGAUUCUGUUAAUGAGUCUUAAGACAGUCUUGAAGAAUGUGUAUACUGCAUCCCAGAGUAAUUUGUUUGUACCUGAACAUGUUAUUUGUAACACUGCAGUUUGACAUGACUUCAGUUACUGCUGGCUUUGGUGACAAAAAGUCAGUGCAGUUCUUCUAAAUAAAGAAAUAAUCUAA
Protopterus annectens (West African lungfish) is the source of this 3063-nucleotide messenger RNA. It is a transcript of the gene ATL3, whose product is annotated as atlastin GTPase 3. The record is from RefSeq and is a predicted model, not a curated record. The coding region runs from base 177 to 1739 and encodes 520 amino acids. The transcript is spliced from 16 exons. Gene Ontology annotation, molecular function: GTP binding; GTPase activity. Gene Ontology annotation, biological process: protein homooligomerization; endoplasmic reticulum organization. NCBI's taxonomy places the organism in Eukaryota, Metazoa, Chordata, Ceratodontiformes, Protopteridae.